AAAGGACAGCUACCGGGCUCCCGAUAAAUGGGAGCCUCAGGACACUGACGUUUUAUUUUUUUUAAACAACGGAUUGUGUUAGGAUGAAUAACCAGCAGUAGUAGUUCGUAAGACGAGCAGUCUGUCUCAUGAGAGUGAACUUCACCGUGUCUUUAUGAUGAAGAAACAGAACGUACGCACCCUGGUCCUCAUCGUCAGCAUAUUUACCUACCUGCUGGUUGGGGCAGCUGUCUUCGAUACCUUGGAAUCCAAACAGGAGAAAAGCCAAAAGAGAAUGCUGGAUGAAAGGAAAUAUGAACUGAUGCGCAAAUACAACUUGACCAAAGUGAACUUUGACGAGCUUGAGGUCGUGAUGUUGCAACUGAAACCGCACAAAGCCGGCGUGCAGUGGAAAUUCGCCGGAUCUUUUUACUUCGCCAUCACUGUGAUAACUACAAUAGGAUACGGCCACGCUGCUCCCAGCACGGACUCAGGGAAGGUGUUCUGCAUGUUCUACGCCCUGCUGGGGAUCCCCCUCACACUGGUCAUGUUCCAGAGCAUGGGAGAACGCAUCAACACCCUGGUGCGCUUCCUGUUACACCGGGCCAAACAGUGCCUGGGCCUUCGGCACACCGAGGUGUCCAUGGCCAACAUGGUGACCAUCGGCUUCUUCUCCUGCAUGUCCACGCUGUGCUUGGGCGCCGCCGCCUUUUCCCACUACGAGGGCUGGAGCUUCUUCCACGCCUACUACUACUGCUUCAUCACGCUGACCACCAUCGGGUUCGGCGACUACGUGGCCCUGCAGAAGGAUCACGCGCUCCAAAAUGACCCGCGCUACGUGGCCUUCUGCUUCGUCUACAUUCUUACUGGACUCACCGUGAUCGGAGCCUUCCUCAAUCUGGUGGUGCUGAGGUUCCUGAUGAUGAACACAGAGGACGAGCGACGGGACGCCGAGCAGAAGGUCCUCCUCUCCACCAGGGGGCGGAAGAACGCGGACGGAUGCCCCACUGCAGGCUCGGCCUCAGUUUCCCCCUCCGCUCCCCUAGGGGUCACCGGACGAGCCAAGCAAGGCCGGAAGGACAUGUAUGGUGAUGUGCUGGGCUUCCAGACUCUGUGUUCGUGCCUGUGGUACCGUGGCCGGGAGAAGCUGCAGGCUCGGGGAUCCAUCCCCAUGACAAUCAACCCAGAGCUGAGCUUCUCCGACCAGUACCUGUGCAGCCAGUGUGAAGCGGAGGUCGGCGCCAGGAGAGGGACGAAGGCCACCCUGCUACACAUGGAGCGCUGUGCCAUGCUCUCCCCCCACCGUGACCCUGUGUACCCCCACUGCUACGAGCCGGGGGACAUUGGGUGCGUCUGCAGCCCUCGCCAUUGCUCCAGCAUCAGUUCCAUAUCCACUGGGAUGAAUUUCCUCGCCCCGUUCAUGGCCUUUGCCAAGAGACGAAGCUCUGUCUAGACCCGGAGAAUUCAAAUCUGGACCUGGAAGCCAGUACCUCUGCCGUUGUUCACCCUUUCCCUUUAAACAAGGACCAGUUUGGACCUGGGACACCUGCUAGGGGAUAUUAUCAGUUGGAGCAGAAGACCUGUAGUAAUCCAAACCUCCAGGCUAAUAUUCAAAUAGCCCUGAUCUAAACUUAUAGCUGGCCAUAAUUCUCGAAGCACCACGGAGACGAAAAUCACUUGAAACUGAGAAGGACUAACUUAUCUUAUAGCUCCAAUAAUUAGGGCUUGUUUUGAUUUUCCACUGCGAAACCUUUUGCCCUCACGAAUGUGUUCCAGUUGUUGGAAACUGUGAUGCAGCUCUGUAUAUGCUAUAGUCCAUAUCCUGGUCCUGUUCCAAGGAUCUGAGACUGGUUUAGGGUCGGUCUGGAUUCCAGUGUACGAGAUUGUCCUUUCUGGGUCCGUUAAUGCCAGGCCAAGAACGUGGUUUCAAUUCCUGCAGGGAUCAUAUUUACAUACGAGUAAAAAUGUAUGCUUUCUCUGUACUGUGAGCUGCUUUAGAUAAAAGUGUCUGGUCUACUAAAUGGCUUUGGAAUACAGUACCAGGCCAAAGUGAAGACAUCAAAACUAUGAAAUAACAUAUAUGGAAUCAUGUAGUAACAGUAAAAAGUGUUAAAACCAGUUUCUUGACAGUAAUCUGGAAUGCUUUUCCAACAGCCUUGAAGGGGUGCCCACACUUGUUGGCUAGUUUUCUCAUCCCAAACCUUCUCAGAGGGGUUUAGUUUUGAUGAUUUUGGAGGCCAGGUCGUCUGACACUGCACUCCAGCACUCCUUCUGGGUCAAGCCUUGCCCAUUGAGUAUGCCUUGAUUUCUAAAUAAAUCACAGAAUUUCACCAGCGCAAGCAGAGAUCAUUCGUCCACCCGCUCUGCGUCUCACAAAGACACAGCGUUUGAAAGCAAAAAUCUAAAAUUUGGACACUUCACACCAAAGGACAGAUUUUCACCGGUAUUUCCCGUAUUUCAUGGCCCAGGCAAGUCUCUUCUUCUUGUUGGUGUCCUUUCACUAGUGUUUUUUUUUUAGCAAUUCAACCAGAAUGGCCUCAUUCACAUGGUCUCAUCUGAACAGUUAAUGUUGAAAUGUGUCUGUUACUUGAACUUUGUGAAGCAUUUAUUUGGGCUGUAAUAAGAGGUACAAAUAAUUUCCAAUUUCUGAGGCUGGUCAUUCUAAUGAACUUAUCCUCUCCAGCAAAGGGAACUCUGGGUCUUCGUUUCCUGCGGUGGUCUCCAUGAGAGACAAGUUUCAUCAUAGCAUUUGAUGAUUUUUGCCACUGCACUUGAAAACACUUUCAAAGUUGUUGACAUUUUCGUUCCUGACAUAAUAUGGACUACUACAGUACAGACAUGAAGAUGGUCUUUUCUGUUCCCACCCUACCCUGUCAACCUCUGUAUAUUAACCCCAAUGCAUUACAUUUUAACAAAACACACCUGUUAAUGGAAAUGCAUUACAGGUGACUACCUCAUGAAGCUGGUUAAGAGAAUGCGAUGAGUGCACAAAUCUGUCAUCGAUGCAACAGGUGGCUGCUUUGAAGUGAAAUGUAUUUUGGUCUGUUAAACACUUUUUUGGUUUCUACAUUAAUUCCAUAUACAUUAUUUCACAGAUGAUGUCUUCACUAUUAUUCUACAGUGUGGAAAUUUAGUAAAAAUGAAGAAAUAACCUUGAAGGAGUAGCUUUGUCCAAAGCUGUGACUGGUACUGUAUUAUAAUUUAAAUUUAAGUAAUUUAUCAGACACUUACAAUUGAGUGCUAAGAUUUUCAUACUUUGUUUUUUCUUUGUACUGUCAGCAGUUUAUGGAAACUACAGUUAAUGGUAAUAUUUUAUUAUUCUAGAUAUUCCAUGUUGUAUUUUGAUGAGAGUACCCAAACACAGACUUCUUUCUAAAGGGGCAUCCUUUGUCUUACUGUUUGGGCAAAAACUACCGCAAAGCCAAUGAAUAUUGCAAAAACGACACUAAGCUUUUGAACCGAUUUAAGAAUGCGUAAUCAAUUCAGUCACCAAUGUGGUGACUGAAAUAAAUCUGUUGCUAAAAGUAGUCAUGUUGUCUAGGAGGAAAGUCACAUGUUAGCAAUCAAAUUACCACUGUGUUUGUCAAGGAGACAGGACCACUGGCUGGUGUGUUGUCAAAGAGACGGGACCACUGACUGGUGUGUUGUCAAGGAGACAGGACCACUGACUGGUGUGUUGUCAAGGAGACAGGACCACUGACUGGUGUGUUUUCAAGGAGACAGGACCCCUGACUGGUGUGUUGUCAACGUGACAGGACCACUGUCUGGUGUGUUGUCAAGGUGACAGGACCACUGGCUGGUGUGUUGUCAUUUGUGUAAAAUAUAGAGCUCAAAUGAAAUACACCUACUGUGAUGUUGCUAAAUAAAUGGUAACUUCCCCCAACGUUACUGGUUUUCCAGGCUCUGGAGUUUGUGCUUAUUACCUCCUGAUUCCAGAAAGAAAUUAUUUUCUAGUAAUUUAGGAAAGGUUUCUGAAAUUGUACAACUCUUAUUACAGAAAUUGAAUACAUUUGUUGUGAAUGAUAUCCUGUACUGUAUACUACUGUCCUGAAUAACAAUGAGGCACUGUAUAUUAACUGCAUAGUACACUAUGAUAGCACUAUGAUCACUGUGGCUAAUCAUUUAUUUCUGAUA
Esox lucius (northern pike) is the source of this 4113-nucleotide messenger RNA. RefSeq names its product potassium channel, subfamily K, member 3b (gene kcnk3b). Gene Ontology annotation, biological process: stabilization of membrane potential; potassium ion transmembrane transport. The coding region runs from base 155 to 1432 and encodes 425 amino acids. The record is from RefSeq and is a predicted model, not a curated record. Lineage: Eukaryota; Metazoa; Chordata; Actinopteri; Esociformes; Esocidae. The transcript is spliced from 2 exons. Gene Ontology annotation, cellular component: membrane. Gene Ontology annotation, molecular function: potassium ion leak channel activity; open rectifier potassium channel activity.